CAAUUUCACAAUCCUGGUCUGUCUUUCAAAGCUCUUUUCACAUUCUCCUUCCCCUUCUCACUCCUUUCAGUCCUCCAUCCAUCACCUGGAGUUCAUUCUCAAGCAGAUGAUCAUUGGUAUCACACUUUCAAUUGUCCUUUGAACCCCUUGCUUGACUGUACCGGUGCCAAUUCCAGCACAAUAUGGCUGCCGAACAGCAGAGGUCGGGCAAGCCGUGGAGUGGUACAAACAAAAUCCCAACCGUCAACCAAUUCAUUGCGAACCUCGACCGAGACAAGUCGAAAAGAGACCAAGAGAUUGACUCAAAGACCGCCGGACAACGAAAUGCACAGUACUCUAGUGAAGUCACUCCUCAUCAAAGCGAGGCGCCAAAGAAGGAGGGGAAAACAGUUACAGACCCAGUCACGGGAAAAGAUAUCGUAAUCGCAGAUGUCGGCAAAGAGUACAUGAAAAGAGCAGAUAACCCUCAGCUAUCAGUGCCCAACGCGAAUCUAGGUAAACCGACAACAGUCGCAACAGAUGCAUCCCAGAAGCAUCCCGAGUAUAAAGAGAAGCAGGACAUUACGGCACCGCCAGACCCAAUUGCCGAGGGUAGCACUUCAGACGUGCCCAUCCAUGGGGAGAAGACCAAUAUUCUAUUCCACCCUACACCUUCGGUCAGCUAUGAGCCAAUGUUCGAAGCUCUGGAGAAGCGUGCUGGCGGUCUUUGCCUUGCCAUUCUACUCUCCGUUGUCAUCCUGGGCAAGAUGUUCGGUGGCUCUCUCAAAGGUUUGAUACCAUUGGGCAUGUCUCUUGCCUCCGGCGUCUGGCUGUGGAUGAAAGAGGUUGUCAGAAGUGGUCGCGAAGUCGAAUGGUCUAGUGAACAAAGUCGAGGUGAAACGGCCACUGCAAACCUCCUACCUGAAUCGGUCGAAUGGAUGAACACAUUCCUCGCUGUCGUGUGGGGUCUGAUCAACCCCGACAUGUUUGCCGCCGUGGCUGACACCCUCGAAGAUGUCAUGCAAGCAUCGGUGCCAGGUGUCAUCAACAAUGUCCGGGUCGCAGAGAUCGACCAGGGCAAUAAUCCAAUUCGAAUCCUCAGCUUGCGCGCGCUCCCAGACUCUAGAGUGGGAGAUCUCAAGAAGAGCAUCCACGAAGAGAACAAGAAGACAAAAGAUCCCCAAGAAGCAGCGGCUGACGAGGAAGGUGGCGAUUACUACAACCUCGAAAUCGCGUUCGCUUACCAUGCCAAACCCUCUGGCCAGAGUACAUCUGCACGUGCAAGAAACAUGCACAUGAACCUCGUCUUCUAUCUUGGCGUCAAGGGGCUGGUUGGCGUGCCAUUGCCAAUCUUUGUUGAACUCCAGGAGCUUGUCGGAACUGUUCGACUCCGACUACAGAUGACACCGGAGCCGCCUUUUGCGAAGAGCCUCACUUUCACGCUAAUGGGUGUACCCCAUGUUCAGGCAGGGUGCAUCCCGAUGGUGAAGCGUGGGGUUAACAUCCUCAACUUGCCUCUGAUUUCCAACUUCGUGAACUAUGCAAUUGGUGCGGCUGCCAGCAUGUACGUCGCCCCAAAGUCGAUGCAGAUUGAUCUCAAGUCUAUCUUGCAAGGAGAUGACAUCACCAAAGACGUCCAAGCUAUUGGCGUCAUGUGGAUUCGAAUUCAUCGUGCCAUUGGACUCAGCAAGCAAGACCGUCGUGGCAGCAAGCACGGCGGAAGCGACCCCUAUAUCAAUUUGUCGUUCUCCAAAUACGGCAAGCCGAUGUACUGCACUCGUGUCAUCACUGAUGACCUUAAUCCAAUAUGGGAGGAGACGACAGCACUGCUCGUGACACCCGACCUAGUCAAAGCUGAUGAACAACUCAGUGUUGAGCUGUGGGAUUCAGACCGUAACUCCGCAGAUGACAUGGUCGGCAAAGUCGAACUGUCCAUGCAGAAAAUGAUUCAACAUCCCGGCAAGAUGUACCCGCAGAUCUCGAAACUCGCUGGUGUCCAAGACGGAUCCGAGAUGCCUGGUGAGCUGCACUGGGAAGUUGGCUACUUCGGCAAGCCCAAAUUCCGACCGGCUCUGCGAACUGAUGGCAAGGACAAGAACCUGCCUGAUCAGCUCAAGCAUGAUGACAAAUUCCAAGAUGAGAAGGGCAACCUGGAUACCGAGGAUGCCGAUGCCGUUGCACAUACUCCCCCGGAUCCACUGUGGCCAAGCGGUGUUCUGAGCGUCAUCGUCCACCAGAUUGUCAACUUGGAACUGGAGAACAUCAAGGGUAGCGAAGGAAACAGAAAGGGCCGAGAAUUUGAACCUGCCAAGCCGUAUGGAGAGGGUACUGAUGAAGAAUCAAGCAAAUUACCCACCUCGUACUGCACGAUUUUGAUCAAUGAUGCUCUAGUCUACCGCACUCGAGCCAAGGCAGUCAGCAGCAAGCCCAUCUUCAACGCCGGCACGGAGCGAUUCAUGCGUGACUGGAGAUCUGGCAUUGUCACCGUCACUGUCCGUGACCAACGAAAUCGUGAACAUGACCCAAUUUUGGGUGUUGUCCCUCUUCGCUUGUCUGACAUUCUGACCACCAGCUCUCAAGUGACAAGAUGGUACCCACUCGACGGUGGCAUUGGUUUCGGACGGAUUAGGAUCUCUCUGCUGUUCCGAAGUGUAGAGACUCGGCUGCCUCCAAACAUGCUAGGAUGGGACGUCGGCACAUUCGAGGUCCUCUCCAGCCAAAUUGUCGCCAAGGGCUGGAACCACAACACGAAGCUCAAGCUGCGCACUGGCGGUAGUAUAGGCAAGAUCCCAAGAGAUCGAUGCCAUAAGACUGAGAGUGGCGAAGGUGUGUAUUUCGAUGUGUCUCCCGAAAAUAAUCACCAUGUCCGACUGCCUGUCAAAUAUCGUUAUCGGUCACCCGUCAUCUUUGAAUUCCACGUUACUGGUAAGCGCGGUGCCGCGGCAUAUUCAAGUAUCUGGCUACAGAACGUGGUGGACAAUGAGGAGGUGCCCAUUGAUAUUCCGAUCUGGCAGACCAAGAAUGGGAACCGACUGGUGCAGAACUACAUUACCGAGGAAAAUGCGAAUGCUUUCAAAGACUGUGGACUCGAGGACUUGGAGGAGGUCGGUAGACUCCAAUUCCGAGGGCGCUUCAAGGCGGGUAUGGACGAAUCUCACCGGGACUUCAUUGUCGACAACGACUCCCGCGAGACGUUUGAAACCUUUGAAUGCUGCUUGACUGAAGGUGUUCGACAGCGCGUGGUCGAGGCCGAGGUGCCUGAAAACAUUCAGCAGAUGCACGAGGCUUCAUUGACUGAAGGUCGCGAUGUGCUCAAGCAAGAGAUUUCCGAGAGGGAAAAGCGCAAGUGGCUCAGCAAGAGCGGAGAGGACUGGUCAGGUGCUUUCAGUCACGAUCCCAGAGCUUAUACCAACAAGAACCACGAGAAGAUUGCCGAGCCUGGCAAAGAUGAGCCACCACACGACCCUUAUGCUCCGUCAGACGAUGAGGACAACGAUAACGUGGAUUAUGAUUCGAGUUCAUCCUCUGAUCUGGGCAUAACGGAUGCCAGCAAUGCUCCAGAGGGUGGAUUUCAAAAGAAUGCACGUGAGAAUGUGCAGGAUGGUCAUGUCGACGGAGAUCGACAGCCGCGUCCCAGUGGUGACACCAUGGCCACGACCGAUACCAACUAUACCACCAUGACCGAGGGAUCGACGAACUCGGUGCAGCCCGUGGCAAGGAGAGACUCCAAGUGGGAAAAGAAAGCCGGAAAGCGAGCGGAAGAGCGUAAGCAUCGGGGCUUGGCGCAGUGGACACCGGCGAGGAACGUCAGGUUUGCAACGGAUGAGGCCAAGAUCGGGAUGAGCAAGCUCAAGAAGAGGCUUGGUAUGGGUGGAUUGGGUGGAAGAGAACCAGGCGUCGAGACCGAGGCGGCUUAAUAAAGUGGACGAUGACGGCGCAGAAGGGACAGAUAGCAGAAAUCAUAGCAUCAUGAAUGUAGUAAUGGACCAUACUGAUAUCGGUUCCUUUUGUACGGAGUAUGAUGGGCG
Molecule: messenger RNA, 4007 nt
Organism: Exophiala xenobiotica
Lineage: Eukaryota; Fungi; Ascomycota; Eurotiomycetes; Chaetothyriales; Herpotrichiellaceae
Exons: 4
Coding region: 183-3896 (1237 amino acids)
Molecular function (GO): lipid binding
Source: RefSeq, a predicted model, not a curated record